AUGGAUAAAAGUUGGAUACAUAUUAAGAAUAGGACAUUACCAGAGUACUUGAAUGGUAUGGAACAUUUUUUAGACUAUGCCUUUUGCAAUCCUGAGGUUGGUGUAAAAAUUCAAUGUCCAUGUACUAAGUGUAAUAAUGUUCUUUGGAAAACAAGAGAACAAGUAAAGAAUGAUUUUCUUAAGUGGGGAAUAAAUCCAACUUAUGAUAGGUGGAUUUUUCAUGGUGAGUCGGAGGCAUCUUCAGAUGAUGAAAUGAAUUCUGAUGCAGAUAUAAAUUUUGACAACGAUGAUACUUCCACUUUUGAAAUGUUAAAUGACAUGUAUUGUGGUAUCCCCACUAAUAAUCAUGAGUUUGAUGAGACCACUGAGCCUAGAUAUGAAGAGCCUAACAUAGAAGCAAAGAGAUUUUAUAACUUAUUAAAGGAUGCAAAGAAAAAGUUAUAUCCAGAUUGUAAAAAGUUCUCCAAACUCUCCUUUGUAGUGCGCCUGUUUCAAAUGAAGUGUCUACAUGGUUGGAGUAAUACUUCAUUUGACUCUUUGUUGAAAUUAUUGAGUGAUGCUUUUCCAAAGGAAAAUGUGCUCCCUAAUUCUAUCUAUGAAGUUAAAAAGAUCAUAAAAAAUUUGGGUCUAAAAUAUGUGAAGAUAGAUGCAUGUAUUAAUAAUUGCAUCUUAUAUAGAAAGGAAUAUGUUGAUCUUGAGCAAUGUCCUAAAUGCAGUGAGAAACGAUGGAUUGUAAGAAAAGAAAAAGAUAGUGAUGAUGAGCCUACUUCCAGAAAUUUGAAUAAGAAAACUAAAGGAAUUCCUAGAAAGAUUCUUAGAUACUUUCCUUUGAUACCAAGAUUACAAAGAUUGUUUAUGACAAAACAAGAUGCAGAAGAUAUGAGGUGGCAUAAAAAUAAGCGAGUUGAUGAUGGAGUACUAAGGCAUCCAGCUGACUCAUUAGCUUGGAAAACUUUUGAUGAAGAACAUACGACAUUUGCUUUAGAUCCACGUAAUGUAAGACUUGGGCUUGCUUCAGAUGGUUUUAAUCCAUUUGGUUCUAUGAGUAAUUCUUAUAGCAUUUGGCCAGUAGUCUUGAUUCCAUAUAAUCUUCCUCCAUGGCUAUGCAUGAAGCAAUCUAAUAUUUUGUUGUCCUUGCUUAUUCCCGGCCCAAAAGGCCCUGGUAUGAAUAUUGAUGUGUAUCUCCAACCUCUGAUUGAUGAUUUGAAAAUCUUAUGGGAGAGUGGAAUCGACACUUAUGAUGCUUUUAAGAAACAAAAUUUUAAAUUGCAUGCUUCUUUGUUGUGGACAAUUAAUGACUUUCCAGCUUAUGGUAUGUUGUCCGGUUGGAGCACUAAAGGUAAAUUAGCUUGUCCGCUUUGCUAUAUGGGUCAUCAUAGGUUUUUGGAGAAAGAUCAUUCUUAUCGUCGAAAUAAAAGUGAUUUUGAUAACACAAGAGAAGAAAGAAUUGCACCAGAAGCUUUGAGUGGAGAUGAUGUGCUUGCACAACUAAAUACAUUCUCACAAGGCUCAAUUGAUCCCAACACAAAAAAAAAAAGAAAACGAGAUGCUGGAAGAUCUGACAAUUGGAAGAAGAAAAGUAUAUUCUUUGAGCUUCCAUAUUGGAAGAGUGUGUUAUUGAGACAUAAUUUGGACGUAAUGCACAUUGAAAAAAAUAUUAGUGAAAGUGUGCUUGGAACAUUGUUAGAUAUUGAAGGGAAAACAAAGGACACACUAAAAUCACGGCUGGACAUACAAGAGAUGAGAAUCAAAAAGUCCCUCCAUCCAAUAAAAAGUGGGGAUAAGUAUAUACUUCCUCCUGCAAGUUAUACAAUGUCUAAAAUGGAAAAGAUUCAGUUUUGUAACCUCAUCAAAGAAAUCAAGUUUCCUGAUGCUUAUGCGUCUAACAUUAGUCGUUGUGUUAGGGAAGCUGGACUUUUGGGACUUAAAAGUCAUGAUCAUCAUGUUCUUUUUCAGCGUAUCAUUCCACUUAUCAUCAAAGAAAUUUUGCCAAAGGAUGCUUAUGAUCUGUUAAUUGAAUUGUCAUUAUUCUUUACUGAUUUGUGUGCUAAGGAGUUACAUGUAGAGAAGUUAGAUCAACUAGACAAAAGUAUACGAAUAACAAUUUCUAAGUUAGAGCGUCUAUUCUUGCCAACCUUCUUUGAUGUUAUGAUUCACUUGGCAAUUCAUUUGGCAAAUGAGGCAAAGUUAGCUGGUCCCGUUCAAUAUCGAUGGAUGUAUUACAUCGAGAGGUUAGAUUCUUAUUCUUGUGAAGUGGUACAAUUAAAAGAGAAUGGUGAUGAUCGAAUUACCGAUGAAUUAUUUGCUUUGGCAAGACUCCCAGAUUCUCGUGUUUAUAGUCAUAAUGGUUAUACCUUGAAUGGUUUUAGAUUUCGUACAAAGGAAUCUGAAUUAUUUUUAAAAACACAAAACAGUAGUGUGGUAGUAAAGAGUGAUGAACAUACAGAAAAUGUUGAUUAUUAUGGAAGAAUUAGAAAGAUUUUAGAGAUAUCAUACAUAGGUGGUAAUUCAGUCAUAUUAUUUCAAUGUGACUGGUUUGAAGUUCCACCUCAAGGUCGAAGUCAAAGUAGAGGUUACAAAAGAGAUGAAUAUGGAUUUGUAUUUGUAGAUGUGACACAGAUUCAUUACACAAAUGAUCCAUUUAUUUUACGCUCACAAGCUCAAUCUGUGUAUUAUCUUAAACAUAGUCAAAAUGAAAAAUGGCAUGCAGUGGUAAGGAUAAGACCACGAAAUUUGUAUGAUGUACCUGAGCAAGAAAGUGAACCAGAGCCAUAUCAACUAAUUGACUUGGUUGAAAGGGGAGAAACAAGUCUUCAAGUAGAAUCGGAUAAUGAUAAUGUUACAAUACAAAGAGAAGACAUUGAUGGAGUGAGUGUUGAAGCACCUUCUCUCAAUAACGAGGAAGAAAUAGACCUAGAAGUUAUUGAUGAAUCUGAUGGUGAAAAUGGAGAUAACUUCAAUAAUUUUUCAUCAGAUGGAGAAUAUCCUUCUGAAGAUGAACAUGAAGCUGACGAAGAUGAUGAUUGGUUGUGA
Molecule: messenger RNA, 3033 nt
Organism: Solanum stenotomum
Lineage: Eukaryota; Viridiplantae; Streptophyta; Magnoliopsida; Solanales; Solanaceae
Exons: 3
Coding region: 1-3033 (1010 amino acids)
Source: RefSeq, a predicted model, not a curated record